AUAUUACUCGUCCUUUCAGGAGGCUAAGCACAACAGAACACAGAUCUGACAGCAGAAGCUGAAUCCUGGCCCUUCAGCCUCACUACACAAGUCACACCUACCUAUUCACACACUGAUCGAGAGGCUGCUAUGUAAAGUGACCAUCAGAGCUCUCUCACUCCAUGCUGACUAAUGUCAAACACACAUCCGAGGCAGCGAUCGAUGGAUGCUCCUGUGGUAGAAGAGCAUGGCUCACAGCUGCUCCGGCAGCUGGAGAGGAUGAGAGCUGCCGAGGAGCUCACUGAUGUGGUGCUGCUGGCAGAGGGGAUUCCCUUCCAUUGCCACAAGGUGGUGCUGUCUGCAUUCAGCCCCUACUUCCAGGCCAUGUUUACAUGUGGUCUGAAGGAGACCCGGGGAGGAGAGGUGCCUCUCAGAGACACUCCUGCUCAGAGUCUAGACCUGCUCCUCGACUACAUGUACCGCGCUGAACUGCCACUUUCCAACGAUAACAUCCAGGGAGUGGCUGCUGCUGCCUUUCUGCUGCACGUAGACGGAGCCUUCAGGUUGUGUCAGAGCCACAUGGAGGCCCGUAUGGACCCCUCAAACUGUGUGGGUCUGUAUCACUGGGCCAGACACUUGGGGGCCACCAGUCUGGCUGACUGUGCCUUGAGGUUCCUCUGCCAACACUUUGCACAGGUCUGUGAAGAAGAAGAAGUGCUGGACCUGGAUGCACUAAGUCUUGGUGAUCUGCUGGGUUCAGAUGACCUUAACAUAUCGCAGGAGCAGGUUGUUUUAGAGCUGGUGCUGCGGUGGGUGCAGAGGCGAAGGGGGGACCCGCACAGUGAAGCUCAGGCUGUGGAGCUACUCAGACGUGUCCGUCUGGAGCUCGUCGACCCUGGAUUCCGCCGGAAAGCCAGGAGGAGAAACCCGGCAUUGCUGCGGGAUGCUGAAUGCUUUGGAAUGAUUCCUCUCCAAACGUCAGGACUCUGUGAGACGGCAGCUCCACCCCGGCCAUCCCUUCGUUAUGGAAUGGAGACCACAGAUCUGCUGCUCUGCCUGGGUGGGGUAAAUAAGGAGGGAGCACCUGCUCGCCGGGGAGGACUAGCUGACCUCAGUUUAUGCUUUGCCCCCCAUAGUAGAAAGACUUACUAUAUACCCUCUCCACUGAGAGGCUGUGGGGGCAUGGGCCAGAUCACUGCAGGGGCGGUGACACGAGACAAUAACAUAGUGGUGGCCAUAGAGAUAGAAGAUCAACACAGGGUGAAGAGGGUUGAUAUUUACAGGUUUGAUCAUUCAGAGAAGAACGGCUGGGUUGAGCUGUGCUCAGCAGCACACAGGGACAUGUAUGCUUUAGGGCUGCUUGGGGAUUCCCUCUAUUUGAUCGGGGGUCAGAUGAAAAUGCAUAAUCACUACAUCAUUACGGACAGCGUGGAGAGAUGGUCGUUGAAGAGAGGAGGUAGCUGGCUCAGCUUCGCCCCUCUGCCUCUGCCUUUAGCUUGCCACUGUGUCGUCAGCCUGAAAGAGCAUCUGUACGUGCUGGGAGGCUGGACACCCCAGCACCAGCCAGAUGAUGAGCCUGACAAGCUGAGUAACCGUUUGUUUCAGUUUGACCCCGUCAGGGACAGGUGGACGGAGUGUGCCAGGAUGAAGUACUCCAGGUACCGCUGUGGCACGGCUGUACUCAAUGGAGAAAUCUACAUACUAGGUGGUAUAGGAUGUGACAGAGAGGACAGGGGACAAUCACGUCGCUGUUUGAGCUCUGUCGAGAUCUAUAACCCAGACACAGACACCUGGAGGGAGGGACCUACCCUUCCUACAACUUUACUGGCCCUACGAACCAACGCAUCAAAUAUUGGAUCGGUGGAGGGAAAGCUCUACCUCUGUGGAUACUACAAAGGGGCUGGCCGUCAUGAGAUCAUCACCAAGGAGAUUUUGGAGUUGGAUCCUGCAGACAAUGUGUGGACAGUGGUGGAAAGACGGGCAGCCAUGCAUGACAGCUAUGAUGUCUGUCUGGUGGCAAACCUCAAUCCUCGAGACCUCUUCACACCCUGAUUCACAUCCUCCUGACUCAGAGCAACAAUGCAAUUUUCAUGCAGUUUUAUCCAAGCCUAGCUUGCCUCCCAGACUGCACAUGUAGUCACGGAAAGGUCAAGCUGCGACUGAAAUCUGGAGGUCUAGUUGAUUGUUCUAAAACGUGUUACUGCAGGAUUGAUUUCUUGUGAACAGAAGCCCUUACAUUUGGUUUUACUCAACAAGUAAUCUGGUUGUUUUCUAGGGAUCUCAACUUAUUUAUGUCGGAUCUACAAGCAUAAAAAAAAAAAGAUAGGCUUAACUCACCUUAUUAGUGUGGUUAGUGUGUAUGGCCUUGAGUAUCCCAGUUUGAUCAGGUUUUUAAGUAUCUGUUUUUUGUGUUUGUGCAUGUAAACAUCAUGCCUCGAUUUCAGAAAACAGGAUAAGCCCUUAUCCCAGUUUUGAGAAACCAGAAUUUGCUACCUGGAGAACUCACAAAGAAAAUGGGAUAUUGUUGCUUGUAUACGCCUUUCCCCGGGUUCUGACAGCCGGCGACUACCUGCUCAGACGUGGCUGCAGCAAAGUGCAAAACAAACAUGGCGGCGCCAACGAGAGCUUCUUACUUUUGGAGCAACAGAGACUGAGUUUUUAUCUUUGGGCUCAGUGGUAGAGUUGGUCAUAUCUCAACCAGAAGGUUGGGGGUUCGACUCCCCAGCUCCUGUAGACAUGUUGAUGUGUCCUUGGGUAAGACUCUUAAUCCCAAAUUUGAAACUUUACAUAGCAACCUCUGCCAUCAGUGUGUGAAUGUAGUGUAGGUAUGUGUGACCUGCGGUUUUAAAAAAGCGCUUUGACAAUAAGGUGUUAUACUACAAGUCCAUUUACCAUUUUUGUAAUGAAGAAUGAAAUAUAAUCGGAAUCGCAUUGAACUGCUUUUUUAUUUCAUAUACUUUAUUAAUCCCUGAGGGACAUUCUGGUUUACACUCUGUUAGUGAGAGACAUAUUUCUCACACACAUAGGACUGAAUCACAGACAGGGGAGCUGCUACACACUGCUACGCAGCUAGCACAUGAGAGUGGUUGGGGGUUUGGUGCUUUGCUAAAGGCCAUCUCAGCAGUUCUCUGGAAGUGCCCUGGCACCUCUCCAGUUACUUGAACCAGCGACCCUCCGGUUCCCAACCCAAGUCCCUACAGACUGAGCUACUUCCCACCACCAUGUUGAUGAGAUAGUGAUAAGCUAAAUAAAUAAAAAAAUAUCAUUUAUAUGGUACUUUCUAUUAAGAAGUAGCAGUCCCCAAUCCUGACCCCUAAAUUUCAAUUUAUGUAAAUACCACUUAAAACACUUUUUAGAUUUGUUUCAACUGUGUAGUUUAAAAGAUCUUUAUGAUUAAGUUUAAACAAAGUUUGAAAGACUUAGAUUUAUUGUGGGUUUAAUUUUUAAAUUAAAAAACUAUGCUCAAAAAAUCAUGUCCCUAGUUUUCAUGUCACUACCGAAACACAAGAGUUUUAGUGGCUUGGCUGAGCCUAGAUUUAAGCCACACCCCUGAAUUUUUGACCAGGAAGUGAAAUUGCAUCCCUGUUCCCCAUGGCUGAAUGAUAAGCAGCUAAAUCCUAUAAUUUUUUUAAUAAAUGUGCUCCAAAGUCUGAAAAUCAGUGUGUAACUUUAAAAAUUGUCACUACUGAACACACAUUCUCUUC
Messenger RNA from Labrus mixtus (cuckoo wrasse), 3683 nucleotides. Its product is annotated as kelch repeat and BTB domain-containing protein 12-like. The record is from RefSeq and is a predicted model, not a curated record. Bases 172 to 2031 code for a protein of 619 amino acids. NCBI's taxonomy places the organism in Eukaryota, Metazoa, Chordata, Actinopteri, Labriformes, Labridae. The transcript is spliced from 11 exons. Gene Ontology annotation, molecular function: protein binding.